Molecule: messenger RNA, 2004 nt
Organism: Paraglomus brasilianum
Lineage: Eukaryota; Fungi; Glomeromycota; Glomeromycetes; Paraglomerales; Paraglomeraceae
Source: the annotation of a GenBank genome assembly
ACUCGAAGAGUGAGGCAAAAGAGACAACCUUUUCGUCAAAGGCUUAUGGGAAGGUUACAACUUGAUCUACUUCAAGUAAUGCAGAGAGAUUAUAAGCUCAGAUCUUAUACAUUGAAUUCGGUUUGCGCUCAUUUCUUGGGAGAACAAAAGGAAGAGGUCCAUCAUUCGAUUAUUACGGAUCUACAAAAUGCCAAUAGUGAGACACGACGCCGGCUGGCUCUUUAUUGUCUAAAGGAUGCAUAUCUCCCACAACGACUAUUGGAUAAACUCCUUUGUCUAAUUAAUUAUAUGGAAAUGGCCCGCGUUACUGGCGUGCCAUUUAAUUAUCUUCUUGCAAGAGGCCAACAGAUAAAAGUGCUAUCUCAACUCUAUAGGAAAGCCUUCGAACAAGAUUUAGUGAUUCCUGCUAUGAGACCGGAAGGAACGGAUGAUCCAUAUGAAGGAGCGACUGUUAUUGAGCCCAAAAAAGGGUACUACGAUGUUCCCAUUGCAACACUCGACUUUAGCUCAUUGUAUCCAUCCAUUAUGAUCGCCCAUAAUAUAUGUUAUACAACUUUGCUGAGCCCACAAGAUGUAGACAUUCUAAAAUUAAGGGCCGAUGUAGAUUAUAUUGUUACCCCUAAUAAUGCGCGGUUCGCAAAAAAGCAUCUACGUAAAGGAUUACUUCCUACUAUAUUGGAAGACUUGCUCACUGCACGAAAGAGAGCAAAAGCUGAUUUAAAGAAAGAGACCGAUCCUUUUAAAAGAGCCGUGCUUGAUGGCAGACAAUUAGCAUUAAAGCUUAGCGCAAAUUCCGUUUACGGGUUUACUGGGGCUACUGCUGGCAAACUACCCUGCUUAGAAAUAUCAUCGAGUGUAACUGCGUACGGACGCCAGAUGAUUGAGAGGACCAAACAAGAGUUGGAGAGUCAGUUCACUCAAUCUAAUGGAUAUCAGCACGAUAUUGAAGUAAUUUAUGGAGACACUGAUUCUGUUAUGGUUAAAUUCGGCGUAAACGAUUUGAAGGAGACUAUGAGAUUAGGGAAGGAGGCAGCAGAUUAUGUGACUGCGAAAUUCAUAAAACCCAUAAACUUGGAAUUUGAAAAAAUAUAUUAUCCGUAUCUUCUGAUCAGUAAAAAGAGAUAUGCUGGUCUUUAUUGGACAAGACCUGAAAAAUGGGAUAAGUUGGAUACAAAGGGUAUAGAAACGGUAAGACGUGACAAUUGCUUAUUAGUACAAAAUGUGAUCGAAACAUGUCUUCGAAAAAUCCUUAUUGACAGAGACGUUAAAGGAGCAGAGGAAUAUACAAAGCGUACUAUAGCUGACCUUCUGCAAAAUAAAAUUGAUAUGUCACAACUGGUGAUCACUAAAGCUCUUAGCAAAUCAGUUACGUUGCAAGAUUAUGCGGGAAAGCAAGCACAUGUAGAAUUGGCCGAACGAAUGCGAAAACGAGACGCUGGUUCUGCACCGACUCUUGGGGAUCGAGUGGCGUACGUAAUAGUGAAAGCAUCUAAGGGUGCCGCUGCUUACGAGAAAUCGGAAGACCCGAUAUAUGUUCUUGAGAAUAACAUACCAAUCGAUACCAAAUACUAUUUGGAAAAUCAACUCUCCAAGCCGUUGUUACGCAUUUUUGAACCGAUAUUAGGCGACAGAGCUGGAUCUUUAUUGGCGGGAGAUCACACACGUGUUAUACAAGUGGCGACACCGACAGUCGGUGGUCUAAUGAAAUUCACUGUUAAGACUGCUACUUGUUUAGGAUGUAGGACACCUCUUUCAAAACAUGGUAUACAGAAUCAUUGUCAGCAUGUGUUUGUCGUCACUGCCAACCAAAAACGGGCGAAUUAUAUCGAAAACAACUCGAUUCCGUUAACAAACUUGAAACUCGCUUUGCGAGACUUUGGACUCAGUGUCAACGAUGCCAAGGCAGUCUGCAUCAAGACGUUAUAUGCACAAACAGUAGCUGUCCAAUAUAUUUUGCUCGAAAGAAGGCACAGAAGGAUGUUCAAGACUCGACAACAGUUUUAG